Messenger RNA from Podarcis muralis (Common wall lizard), 3416 nucleotides. It is a transcript of the gene EVA1A, whose product is annotated as eva-1 homolog A, regulator of programmed cell death. Lineage: Eukaryota; Metazoa; Chordata; Lepidosauria; Squamata; Lacertidae. The record is from RefSeq and is a predicted model, not a curated record.
AUACUAAUACACAGAUUUCCUAUUUCUAAAUAACUGGUCCUUGUGGGGGCAGAAGAUCCCAUGAAUUCCAUCCUCUCACUAUACUGUUGGGAAACUGAUGCACAAUAUAGCACACUACGUUAUUCACACUAACGAUGCUAGCUGCAACAUUAUGCAUGCACAUCUGGAGCUGGAUCACUGGAGCAGACAGGAUCUCUGGAGUACAGGUUCACUGGAGCUCUGUAUCACUGGAACAGAGCAGAGACCUCGGGCCGAACCUCAGCAUCCUGCUCCAGGGAUAAAAGCCUCCUCAGUCUCUGAUACGCGGUCCGAAUCUAGGAGGCACUUGGAACCCUCCGGCCAAGUUUUAUUUGUUUGUUUGUUUAAGAUUUCUUGGUUUACAAAAGUAUGUGCAAUGUCUCUUUUUUCAAGUUGCGUUUUCUACGGAUCAGUUUCAUUUGUUGCGAGAUGUUAGUGUUAAAUUAGGAAGAAAAAGGGGAAAGAUGGGGAGGGGCCUCUGGCAUGGGCCGCGGUGCUUGGUCUGUUGGAUGCUGGCAAGUGGAACCUCUGGCCCCUGCUCCGGCUGCGCUGGCCUGCUGAGGCGCUGCACCCUCUUGCUCCCAGAUGUGCAGAACCUUCCUUUGUGAUGGCGCUGUCUGCGCAGAGGGUCCCGUUCUCCGAGUGGAGACCCCGUCCCUUUCCGACCAACUCUGCCAGUUCUGCUGCCAUCCCGGUGCCCGGAUGUCCUUCACUUUUCCCAGGACGAGCCCCGCGUGCCCUUGCCCUUAGAAACGCCACGGCUGCUAUUGCUUUAGUCGAUGCAACUGAAAACACGUGUAGUUCUUUGCGGGAAGCGGCGGCAGGAGACGUGGGCCAUCGGCACGGGGAAUGUGCACCGUCGGCAGGCUCUCAAGGGGGCUUCGCUCCCAUUCCUGCCUCUGGUCAGGAGCAAGAGGCUCAUCCUGAUCCCUAGUUCCCAAGGAAAGCCUUCUCGAGAGGUGCCUCCCCUGAAGACCCCGAGGAGGGGCCGACCGAGCCGCCGACCGUGGACAGGACACUCGCUGGGUGAAGGGCUCGCUGGACAGGUCCUUUGCGAGGUCCCAGCUCAGCUCAGGCUACGUUGCACAGGUGCCAUGAUCUGCUGGGUCAAAGGCUGCCAUAACCUCUCUGCCCUUAGACACGUUUCCCCAUUUCGGCUUCUGGGCUUGGAGGCACCGGGAGGGCCACGGAUUUGUUCGCUGCACAAAGCAGGUCAGAGCAGCCAACGCCUAGCAGCAGUGACUCCUCAGGACUGUGGUGGCCAAAGAACUAAGCAACACAACAAGAGAAUCCACUGAGCCCCAGAAACAAGACACAAUAUUAACAUCCCUCCCGCACGAUGGCAGGCAAGAAAAUCCAGACGCCUCCUCUAAGCCCCCCCAAGAAGCAGAUCCCUCUGGGAGAUAAUGAGAAUUCAGACACAGAAUGGACAUUUUAUCCAAGUUCCUUUGGUCACACUUAUCACACGGGGAAAAAGUGUUUCUUUGAGGGUGUACACCUCAGAAACAAAACCACAACAUCUGAAAGGACAGUGGAGAUGUGCUUUGGAAAGAAGAAAUAUGUGACUGAAGAUGCCUCCAGAAAUGGUAUUCCGUUGGUGACACUGGGAGACCACCCUUAUGCCUAUCCAGAACAAAGCAAAGACUUCCACAAACUGGGACCAACCCUGCCUCCAGUGAACUUUGGGAGUUCCAAGUAUAUAAAGCAGUCAGAUACGUUUAUUCCUCUCCAGCACUUGCCAGGAGUUCCUUGCAUCCCUUUCCACAUAAAGGAGAAGCAGCAAGAAUUAGAAAGGGAAAAAAUGGAAGUGAAACGCCUGGACAUUUGGAAGCCCGCUCCAUCUCUGCUGCAGUCUUUGUUUACAACUGGACUGACGAAAUGAUCGACUUUUCUGGUUGCAUGUCAUAAGGUCCCUGGGAAUAUACCUGCUAACAAUUCAUUGUCCUAGAACAAUUGUCAUUAUUUGUAGAAGGUGCUUAUGCCCAGGUACAGGUUUCUUUAAAAAUGAAAUUAGACGUUAGCCAUUUUAGUAUAAAUCACGUUACUUUCUUGAAACUAUUAGUCUGCAUUCACAAAUGAAAAUAAUACAAUUUACACUUGCUCAGUGGUACUUUCAUCUAGUCAAAGUUAAUAUGUUCUAAGGCUGAACCUAGACUUUAAAUUAGAUGCCAGGAGUUUAGAUGCCAACCGUUUGCAUAGCAGAUACAACUCUUGUAUGGCAAAUGGAAAUGGAACAGAGACUUUAGAGUUGGAAGGAACUCAUUCUCUUCUGAUAAUUUCAGCCAAGGAUUUUCAGCCACUUGUGAUGUGACAUUCCUCUCAUGGUCAUUCUAGGCAGUGGCUGCUGGGCUGAGAAGCUGCAGAGAUCCAAGCACUAUGAGACUUUUUUUUUAAAAAAAGAAACCUUCAAUAAACGCAUACAAUUAAAAAUCAGAGCCUUAAUCAUUUCAUACACUUAUUAAGGAAAGUAAUUGACAACUCCAUCCAACACCCACCCUUCCCAGAAUACCUGAGAGGUGGUCCCUGCUGCGUUGAAAGAGCCAGUGAUGCGGCAGCUCCUAAAGAAACUGGCUCUGGACCCGUUUGGACUGAAGCAGUUACUGAGCAGCUAGAAAUGCCCACUUUGGGGGAAACUGGUGGAGAGCGCUGUGGUAGGACAUUCUUGGAGGCAGAGGCACCAACAGGAGGGAGAUUGGGGCUGACAUUGCCAACGAGGCGGCUCCUCCUCCUCCUCCUCCCCCCACUUCCCCUCCGCAGCAGCAGCAGGAGAAGGAGCCAGGCCCUGAGGCCACGCUGCCACAGCAUUCCUAGGAUUUCCACAGAUAGUUUUAAAAAUAAAAAAGUACUUUAUAUGUAGUAUAUAAUCACAAAGCUAAGCUAGUAGGUAAAUAAUUAGAUCACAGAAAAGAAAUAUGAAUGAGCAAAGGAAUGACAACUGUUACCAAAAAUGCACAGUACACAAAAAAGAUUUGGAAAUUUACAGACUAUGAAAAAACUAUAUUGGCUUUGGAAAUGAAAGAUAGGCAGCAUAACUCUGUGCAUACCCACUGAGCAGUAAAUCCUGCUGUGUUGAGUGAGGCUUACUCCCAGGUAACUGGGCUACAGCUGUGGGGCUAAUGUGGGUUGUGCAAGUGACACGGCCCAAGGAGCAAUGCUUCAAAGUGAUUCCAAUUGUUCCAGCUUUUGCAUUUGUUCUGAAAUUACUGAAGGUGUAUGAUGGGACUCUCCCCUGCACAUAUUCCCUUCCAGGCUCUCUGUCCCAUACAAACGUUCCAUUUCAGAAGUUCGAUUUGUGCUUUUGAAAAAUUGUUAUUUAUGAAACCUGUCAAAUGAGUCUGAUGAGAAAUCUGUUUGACAAAUGUCUUCCGGCUAAACAGGGAUUAAAAAACUAAAAAAAC